Messenger RNA from Suillus paluster, 753 nucleotides. RefSeq lists its product as uncharacterized. NCBI's taxonomy places the organism in Eukaryota, Fungi, Basidiomycota, Agaricomycetes, Boletales, Suillaceae. The record is from RefSeq and is a predicted model, not a curated record. The coding region runs from base 1 to 753 and encodes 250 amino acids. The transcript is spliced from 5 exons.
AUGUCUAGUAUGUUCCCUCAACCUAGCACCAUGGGUAACGUUCCCUCUAUCUUUGUGCGUACUCCGCAAGAACACCUGGAGUACAUGUGGACACAUCGAAAUCCACUCCCAUAUGAAGCCCCGCCUGGGCAUGUCCGCGUUUAUCUGCUUCCACAGUGGACACCGGGUAAAAGCCCGCUUAACGAGCCAUGGGCUGCGCUAAAAGGUGAUUUUCCAGUCGAACCUACUACGGGUGAGCUGGAUUUAAAAAAAGUAAAGGGUAAGUGGGCCCUCGAGCGGUGUUCGGCGAUCGAUCUGGAGAGAAUGCAGCCAUUUGAGGAGAAUUGUAAGGGGAGGUUGUCGCGGCUUGCUUUGAAUGUGUUGGCUGAUGCGAAGGGGGUUGUGUGGAUGUAUGAGCCAACCCCUUCCGAAGCCACCAUAUCUAUACGCACAGACCGCCUACGUAUUGUGCGGCAAUACGAUGCCGCCGUCGAACGUAUCCUAGAAGCGACGCUAGGUCGCAUAUCCAAACUACUCGACAACGGUGUCGUGGGCGAAAGCGUUUCUCAUUGCUACCCGCAAUACUCUGGUGCUGCCUCAGGCUCUCCCGAUGUGCCGCAGGAGGCCGCAAGCGAGGGCGUAUCGGUCGAGGAGGACGUCGGAAAGGCCGAGCAACGGCAACUUGUAUUCUUCGCCGCGCUUUUAUUUUUAUUUUUUUCUGGUGCGCUGGGUCGAUAUGCUCGAAUCGGGAGGGAGCUCGUGUUUGGGUGGUGA